Iphiclides podalirius (scarce swallowtail) is the source of this 756-nucleotide messenger RNA. Lineage: Eukaryota; Metazoa; Arthropoda; Insecta; Lepidoptera; Papilionidae. The record is from the annotation of a GenBank genome assembly.
AUGAAAACGAAACCCGUUAAGCACAAAACAACCAACACCUUCCGGUUUAUUCCAUUUGCGGAGCGAAUAAAUUCUAUUGACAUUCGCCAUGCUGCAUUAUAUCAUAUUGAACAUGCAUACACCAGCCACCCAGAAGAAAAUGAAACUCACUUUUAUUUAGCCCUUCAGAAAUGGCAUGUGCUUAAUUUAACAGAAAAUUUUAAAAAGUUUAAGAAAGAAGUCUUUGGAGUCAUUACCAUUGCACAGUUGAUACACAAGAAAGAUGAAGUAUUGGAGAUAGUUGAAAGAUAUUUGAAGCUAGAAGACCAAUUAUGCUUACAACCAUUACUGGAGAUUUUAGUUUCAUUAGCAAAAGAUUUAAGAAAUGACUUUUAUCCUUACUUUCCAAAAUUUCUUGAUAUUCUUAUAAAAUUAUUGAACACAAAGGAUCCCGAGAGGUUAGAAUGGACGUUGGUGUGUUUGGCAUUUCUGUUCAAAAUCUUGAAGCCAUAUUUGAAAAAGGAUAUAGAGACUGUUCUUAAGAGGGUUGUUCCUCUGUUGAGUGACAGUCAUCCACAAUAUAUCAAUAACUUUGCUGCAGAGAGUUUUGCAUUUGUUGCAAGAGACAUAAGGGAUAAAAGCAAAUUUAUUCAUCACUUAUUAAAUUACUUGCUUACUAAUGAUCAAGCUAUUGUGGGCACUGGGCAUCUAAUAUUUGAAAUUUGUAAAGGAGUUUCAAGCCAAAUGUCUCAUCACCAUUUCACAUUGUUCGAUUGU